This is a messenger RNA of Linepithema humile (Argentine ant), 4219 nucleotides long. Its product is annotated as interleukin-1 receptor accessory protein-like 1-B. The record is from RefSeq and is a predicted model, not a curated record. Lineage: Eukaryota; Metazoa; Arthropoda; Insecta; Hymenoptera; Formicidae.
UGAGUCGUCGGAUGCCGUGGGGUGUGCACUGAGUUUGGUAUAGUGUAUUCCGCGUCGUGUAGUACCAGUCUUCGAGCGAUAUCAUCGUUCCCCAUCAAAGCGGCCGGCGUAGACGAGGCAUACGAUCUCAAGUGUUCGUUAAUAUACGCCGCACUUGGACACAAAGCGGUGCGUGAGCCGUCUCGCGCAAAUAUUAGCCGAGAAGUCUCGCCUCCAGACAGAAAAGAUGAAGCGAGCUGUCGACUGAAGUCUCGAUCCACUGAAGACAAGUAAAGCGCGGGCGAGAGACAGGAGACCAAAGGAAGCGAAGCGCUGAUGUUUCGAGUGUUUAACGUUCCCAGGUAAACGCGUCCCCGGCAGAGCGCCGUGUUUGACAGCAAACAAGCGGCGGAUACGCUCGCCUUCCGUCGUGAAGAGUUCCGAGAGCAUUUUGUCCCGCGGUUCGAGCAUCGGUGCAUUGUUUGCCAUUCGCCGGCGAUACGGUAUACCCGGGCUGCCGCGAAUCACAUUUGUGCUGAAUCACAUUUCGUCGCGACCGUUACAAGUGCGCGCGAACGCCGUCGAAUUCGCGCCUCGGCAAGUUCAGAGUUUUAGAGUUUUCGGAGUGGCGCACUGCGACCACCAACUUUGGUGCGGUGUCAUUACGCAGCGACUUCACGUGUCUCACUGCCAUUUUGCGUACAACAAGUCGUUGAAAUCGCGAGUUCAAGUCGUGGAUUCCGGAAAGACGCUCGUAUGACGCGGACUGCGAAUUGCCGACGAUUCGGUGUGAAUUGCGAGCUUCGAUGGCGCGACGAUGCGCGUAUUAUCGCGAAAACUGGUGCGGACGGUGGUGAAUUCGACAGCGUGACGUCGUGAAUCUCACGCGACACGGAUUGCGAGUCUCGGGCGAAACGCCGAGUUUCGAAGGAAACAAAUCGCGAAGUAUCGUAACGCGGUGUGCGCGAGUGUAUCGGAGUGUUUGAUUAGACGAAUCAGAGUGGUGAAUAAUGAACGCGAAAAUGAGGAUUUCGACGGUUAUACACGCUAUCGUUGCGCUCGCGGUGCUGUCGACGAUCGGCCACGGCAACGAGUUGAAGGAUUAUUGCUCGAUACACAAGUUCGAUCAUCUACCUGGUGGCCUGAGGUUCACGAAGGAGGUCGUUACCACGGAGUAUGCCAACGUGGGUGCGUUCAAGGCUCUUCACUGCUGCCUCAAGGGAUACCGGAGCAUCGAAUGGUACAAGGAUAACAGGGCUUACCCCUGGCCGGGCGGAGAGAGCAAUUUUAUCCUGUAUCCCGAGAGCGCGAAUCAAACGAUCUACACACAGGAGAUGAGAGCCUCGGAUGCGGGACGAUACUCCUGUCAAGCGCGUAACGACACAACCACUCUGGAGGGUGACAUCACUCUCGCUGUGAUCGAUGAAGAAUCCGGCAUCUACACGGGAAAACCUCUGCCCACGUAUAGACCAGCGUCGCAGCUGGUACCCAUGGGAGGCGCGGCAAGGCUCUUCUGCGAGGCCUACAUAGGCAAGAGCAAACUACCCGACGCCAAGUGCUCCGUCAUUUGGUCCAAGAGCGACAGCAACAUGACGCUGCCCAGUCACGGGAGAAUAGCGCAGCACAGAGUGUCCCGGGAGAGCGAUCAGAUAAUCGGCUCCUAUUUGGAGAUCCAGGAUGUCACUCUCGAGGAUUACGGCGAAUAUAAAUGCGAAGUCAGCAACGGCAUCGACAAGGAGAUCACUUUACCCGCUCACGUGUACCGACAAGAACCGCAGUUUAUGCUGAGCCUUCCGAACGGAUCCUGGCGGAAAUCGCUUCCUGCGGUCCUCGUCAUCCUGCUGCUGCUAUCAGCUGGCGCCUUUUACGCACGCUGUUGGCUGCCACUUGCAUUACUCUGCAGGGACAAGUUCGCCCGUCUCGAGGAAAACGACGGGAAGGAAUGCGACGCGCUGGUGUGCUACCACGAGAAGGACUCGAGCCUGGUGAUCGGUAUCGUGAUACCCACGCUGGAAUCCAGGCAUCGAUACAAAUGCACGGCGCUGGAGCUGUCCCAUCUGAAUCACAAUUGGAGCCUGGAGAUCGGCCCGCACGCCGCCACGGCUCGACGAGUCAUCGUCGUGCUUAGUCCGGCUUCCUUGGGCAACAUUUGGACGGACGCAAGUGUGUGCACGGUGCUGAAGCAGCUGUCGUCGUUGUCCACGCGGACGAUCGUCGUCGCGCUGAAGGGGUUGCCCAGCACGACGGCGACGAUUGCGAAGCGCCGGGACACCGGCGAUAUCUGCCUCGAUCGGUUGACGAUCCUGCGUUGGCAAGAAGGCUGCGGCAGCGAUAGCGGUGGCGGCGGUGACGGAACUGCGGCCGGUAGCGGUGGUCGGAAAUUCUGGUACAAACUUAGACUGGCGAUGCCGGCGAUACGACCGGUCGCGUCCGAGAGCGGCUGCCAGUCGGUCGCCAUGAUAGUGCAGGCAAACGGCAAGUGCGGACAGCAGAAGGCUCGCUCGCGCGAGAGCCUGGAGGUCCUCGUUUAAGGCGAGACUUGGUCCUCGCAUUCGUCCCCGAACUGAGAAUCCUGCGAGAUCCUGCCACUCUUGAUUUCCGCGAGCCGAUUUUCGAUCCUGACACGAGUCCUUAACACGCGACGAGGUCUCGAGGUCCUUGUUUCAUCAGCUGCGUCCGCUCGUCCUGAUUCGAAGAUCCCACGAGGAAGAUUCGUUAUCCAUGAUUCUUGAUGUUCGAUGGACUGCGAGGCGACCUCGAUUUCGGCAAUCAAAUUUUGCACGAGAAAACCUCGAAGCUCCUCGUCCUAGGACCUCUUCGUCCCGACUCAAGAAUCCCGCGAGAAAGAUUCUUCGUCCGCGUUGGUGAUUUUGGUGAAAAAAUCGCGAGGCGAUGUCAGUUUUGGCGAUUCGAAUUUCGUGCGAAAAUCUCGGGUCUUCAUUCAGAAAUUUUAUCCUUUACUUCUGACUAUAAAAUUCUACAAAAGCAAAAUAAACUCUUGUCUUUGAUACAGAUUUUCGGGAAAAUUUCCAAUUCACAGGAUUUCGGACGUACCUAAUUUGAAUCGCGCAUCAAGAUUGUGAAAAUGCCGCUUUGCGGUUUUGCUGCUUUCAGAAGCGAAUUCCGAGAUUGAAAUUCACAAUAAAUCUUUCUUCGCCUUGGCGAAUUAUCGCGCGAGAUACACCGCGAAGAAAAGACAUAUCGUGACGCUGUCACGGUGCAACCGACUUUCUUGCGAGUCGCAUCGUGAUUGGAAAGCAAAUUCGAUUUUGUAUCGCGAUGUCGCUACGUAAAAAGAGAACUGCGAGUACCAUUGAGAAAAAUCAAACCGUUGCGACCUUAAAAUCCAUCGAAUUUUACAAUCUAAAAUUUUUAGACCUUUUAUCUUUAGAUCUCGCAGUUUUCGGGUAAGAAUAAUCGAUUUUCUCGCCUGUUACAUAAAUAAAUAACUGAAGAAACAAAAGAAUCAAAUUUUAAAUUCAAUUAGCGAAAAGAUGAAAAUUUUUCGAAGAUAUACGCGAUCUUUCGUUCCAUCGUUUUCGCCGCGCCGGAAAACUUGCUCGACUAUUUUCAGAACAUCCUGUAACUCGGAGACACAGAGUGCAAUUACGUAAAGGAGAACGCCUAAAGGCCAUAGGAGGGAUCUAUGCACCUUCGCAAGGUGCGACUGUUCUCGGCUGCAUCAACGUGGCAGUGCGAAUCGGCGACGCGAAGCGUGAAUUUGCAUUCGCGAUGAGUUCGUGGUUUCCGAUGGAAACGUUAAAAAUGUAGAGACCUCUGUACAUCUUUUAUCGUCGCACGAGCGAUGAAUUUUUGAUAAGAUAUUAAAAUUCGAAAAAAAUAUCCUCGUGACAAGAAUGAUAUAGAAAUGGAAGAGCGAACGGGAUAAUGACGGAUCUAGAAAGUGAGUUUAUUUCAAUACACAUUAAUUGUUCCUAUAUUUUUUCGAAAAUGCAAUAUAAUCGUGUGGUAUUAAUUUGAUCUAAACAACGAAAGUGUGGAUUUUAAGAAUAUCAAACGACAUAUGGAUUGGUGAGAUGUAUUUCGUGACAGUCGGAGAUUCCUCAGUUUUUGAAUUCUAUGAUUUUUACAUUCUCGAAUUUUCCGAUUCGGAAGUCUUCAGACUUUAAAUCUUCAGUUUUUUCGAAUUUUUACUUCUUUGAAUUGUCUUAGAAUUCUUAGAAUCUUUUCUUGAUAUUUAUAAUUAAUUGCAAUAAUAGUAAUAAAUUUUUUUAUUCUA